Molecule: messenger RNA, 1124 nt
Organism: Balaenoptera musculus (blue whale)
Lineage: Eukaryota; Metazoa; Chordata; Mammalia; Artiodactyla; Balaenopteridae
Product: collagen alpha-1(III) chain-like
Exons: 2
Coding region: 2-430 (142 amino acids)
Source: RefSeq, a predicted model, not a curated record
CAUGGGGUUCAGCUCGGAGGGUCUCUGCCUGCGAUGGGAAGCCGGGCUGGAGGACUGGUGGAGCGGGUUCUGUGGCUCCCCGAGCCGGGCGAAGCCCUUUUAUCCCUGGUCGGGGCGGAAGCCGGCAGCCCAGGGCCCGGGAAAUUCCCCGACGCACGCGUCGUUCCCGGGUCCGGAAGGAAGGCGCGGCCCCCCGGGCCUCCCGCGUAAUCCGCGCCUUCGGGGAGGGGGUGGGGUGUCGUCUCUGCGCCGAAAUCCCCGCAAGGGGAGUGAGUCGCCGCCACGCCGGGGCUACCGCCUGCGAGGGCGGCCGUGGGCGCCUGGCCACCCCUGGUCGCGGGCGUGUGAGGAUACAGCAAGAAGGCAACUAUCACUAUCUGCAAACCAGGAGGAGGAUUCUCACCAGAUACUGAAUCUGCAGACACUUUGAUCCCACUUCCCAGCCUCCAGAACUGUGAGAAAUAAGUGCUUGUUAUUUCAGUCACCUAGUGUAUGAUAUUUUGUUAUAGCACCCGACCUGAUUAAGAUACUUACAUGAACAGCAACAGUCUAUAGUGAAUCCUUAUGUAAACAGAAAAAAUAUUUUUUUUUUCAAAGAAACAUCUGUUAAUUUAUCUUUAAAAAUUUUCAGCAUUAGAAAUUUUGUAAGAGGGAUGCAUCUGUAUUCUUUGGGAAUCUUGGAAUAGAUUUUUAAAAUCCAUUGUUUGAAAUUUUGUUUUCAAUCACUUCCCACAUAGAAUAGGAAUAAGAGUAAAAUUCUUCCUAAUUCACUUAUGGGAAAAUAUUUAAGAAAUGACUCUCUGCCUUGGGCAUUAAUAGCUAGCUGCUCAAACAAUGAAAAGUAUUAGCUGUAAUGAUUCCCAGACCCAACCCAAAGACGUGAGUAAACACCCAGGAGGAGUAGAAUUUCAGCUUAUUUACAGUAGCAGCCAAAAUGAUGAGAUACUUCAAGAAUCAACUCAUUAUCUGUAGAAUUAUCUGUAAUGUGACUCCUAGAACUUGUUAAAUUAAAAUCAUUUGCUUUCAGGAAGGAAUAAGAAAGACUUUUUUUUUCUUUUAUAAUGUACCUCUUUCCAUUAUUUAAUUCAUGACAGCCCCAUAGUAAGUUUCAGAAAAUGUUAAGA